UGUGUGUGUGGCUAUCCUGAUCUACUUCCUUCCUCUUCUGGUGAUGGGUUGGGCUUAUCUGGUGGUGGGACUGACUCUCUGGGCCAGUGAAAUCCCCGGAGACUCUUCUGAUCGCUACAAGGAACAGCUGACUGCCAAACGCAAGGUGGUGAAGAUGAUGAUCGUGGUGGUUUGUACGUUUGCCAACUGCUGGCUGCCCUACCACGUCUUCUUCCUGCUGCACCAGUUCUUUCCUGACAUGUUUAUCGAAAGGUUUAUCCAGCAGGUUUACCUGGCCAUCAUGUGGCUGGCUAUGAGCUCCACCAUGUACAACCCCAUCAUUUACUGCUGCCUCAACGACAGGUUUCGUGCUGGUUUUAAACAAGCAUUCCGCUUCUGCCCCUGCGUCCCGCGAGGCUCUUAUGAAGGCCUGGAACUCAAGUCCACUCGUUACCUUCAGACCCAGACAAGUGUUUUCAGGGCCAGCCGGAUGGAGACCACCGUGUCCACUGUGACCCAGGUUGGGGAUGACAUGGAGCCGCCAAGGGUCAAGGCAAUAGCAGGUCCACGGCACGGUGGAGCUGCGGUCGGGGCCAGACCACAUAGCUCCUCCUUGGACCUCACCUCCAACGGGUCAUCGCUCCAGAGCGUCUCUAAAACGGUCUCAGAGACGUCCAGUUUCUACUCUAGUAACCACUUGCAGGAAUAAACCUCAAAUGUGGUUUGCAGGACAGCAGGGAAAGAGAGUGAGUUGAUUGUUCAUUUAGUUGCCUUUGCUUGUGUGUGUUGCAAAAGUACAGCAUAAAUUUGUGAGUUAGUCUGCCAGUGACUGUGGCUGGGUUAUUGAUGACUACAUUUUCACUGGAACGGCGUGCCAGGUAAUUUGCAAGUGAGACUAAGUCCCUGUUCACUGAGCGUCAUCCUCACCCUGUAACAAGUACUCAUGCCGCUCACAGUUAAUGAUCAACUCUCAUUAGAAAGGUUUGCUCACUGCCAAAAAGUUAUGACAAGCAUAACAUGUACAGUAUGACAUGAGCAAAUUCCAGUUCAAAAGGUACAUUGCAGCAGAUGCUAGCGCCUACCAUCUUCACAGCCUUCACUUGUCACAUCAGCCUGCUCUCAGUGCAGAAGGAACGUUCACACAUCUUCAAUCGCACAAGCGGUGUGACUUCACAUAAGUCUAUUUUCGAGUGGCGCUAUAACAUUAGACCAUCAUGCUGUGAACACAGCGGCUUCUCAUUUUAACAGAGCUGUUUUCUGCAAAGACACAGAGCUAGGAGACCUCUACACCUGUAAUGGAGUAAAUCCUGGUUUUCACAGUAACUCUUUGCGCAGAAGUUGAAAAAAAACAGGCAAAUGUGUGGGUUCUGUUGAAAGGCUCUCCCAGAAGAUGAGAUAGGAGGAGAGGAGAUAGACAACAGAGCAUAGACUCUGAACUUUGCAUGUGUAUGCAUAAGCAAUCCAAUGUGCAGGAUGAGUGCCUAUCUGCCCCAAAGAGUGCUCUAAGCAAGCAUGCUGAAAAAUGAGGCUGCAUAAUUAUUCUGCCAGUUGUUCUGAUUAAUCGAUUAAUCGUUUGUUCUAUAAAAAGGCAGAAAAAAUGGCAUCCCAGUUUCUUAAAGUCCAAGAUGAGGUCUUUUGAUUUCUUGUUUUGUCAGUCUGAAGCCCAAAGAUGUUCUGUUUCUUAUGAUAUGAAACAAAAAUAGAGCAAAACAUCUCCAUACCUGACCAGAUGAAGACAGCAUUUCUGCAAUUUUUGCAUGAAUUGAUCAUUUAAAGAGUUAAUCAAUUAGCAGAGUAAUCGUUGCAGCGCCUAGCCCAGCUGUCAUCGGGCUAAACAUGGACUUCACCAGCUGGGAGCAUCGUCUCUGGAACAUAAGCGAGCUCCAAAUGCCGAAGAGGCAACGGUGAACCUCAAGGUAAAUGGGCCCAACAUGAGUCUUCAAUCCCAGAUUUAUUUUCCUGUGACUCCUCUAAACCCAAACAACCCUGGUGUGUAUCUUAGAAACCGAUCUACAAUGAAGAGCAAAUGGAACGCUCCAGUUUCCCACAGAAUGAAUACAGUUUGACAAUAAUGACCCUCCCCUCAGCCACGCGUCUGUGCAACUAGCUCCGCCUUUGUAAGACAUACAGUACAUGAUACUGGGUCGUGACACUGGGUCGUGACAAACUGUGAAAUGUUGAUGUUAAUAUCAUUACCCUUCCACCUGGCUGAAACAUGCACUCUGUGUCUGGAUCAGGGUUAUGAUAGGUCUUUUUGAAAUUUCACAGAAUUUUUUUUGAUUUCUUGAUUUCCAGUAGUUUUAGUUUGUUUUUGUUAGGGCCAGGUGUAUUGUCUCAACAUACAAAAUACACGUUGGCCAUGAUGUUUAAUGUUGAAUUUUUGCGAUUCUGCUUGAUUUUAUGGUUCUGAGGAGGCUCCAAGCAGAGCGUUCACCGUAGCCUACGUUAGUGGCUGGAAGUUUAUACUGUGCGUUGGUGUGUGUGUGUCUCGUCUCUUUAAAAGAAUAGCAGGGCCGGCAUAUAUGUGUGUGUGUGUGUGUGUGUGUGUGUGUGUGGGUGUGGUAGAGCAAGUGAGAGAGUGACGUGAUUAGCUUUGGAGUGAGUACCGACUCUAGAGACAUAUUGUGUCUCAUACAAAUAGUGAGAGAAACAAAGUGUCUCCCCUGUGCUUUCUGACCACGGUGGGAAAUCUGUAGCUAUAGAGUUCUUGAUUUCAUGUUGUUUAUGGAGGCGAACCAGGAAAUGUGUCGUGGUGAAAUGUGACGCUACCAAGCCAAGGCCGAGCGAUGUGUCGCCGCCACAUAUUGUUAGAUUUUUCCACAGCGUAGAUUAAAAUAAAUGUUUAUUCAGUUUACUAAAAAUAUACAUCCCUGCCUAUUAUCUUUUUAAUUUUAGUUUAUUAUAAUAACCCUGGUCUGGAUUUACAUUUGUUUUUACAUUUACAUCCAGUUCACCUAAUUGUCUUGAUGCCUAAUUCAUUUGUGUGCUUUUUCUUGGUAUUUUUGUGUUUCUGGAUAAAGUCAUCUCUGACCUCCUCUGCGGGUGGUUUACGUGAUCAGAUCUUCACCUCUGUCCAUUUAUUUCCAUUUUAUGUGCUGUCACUCCAAUUUUCAAUCCAGUCAUACACCCUGCAUGUUACUAUCAGGUGGAAAUGGCUUUUUAGACAUUGCAGCCUAGAGUAUGCACAGGCAGCCUGUUAGCUAUAGCUCUCUAAUGUGCAUUGAUGUGCCUUGCUGAGUAGCGUAAUGUCUGUAAAAGGGCGAGGGGAGGGGAGCAGAGAGGCAGCCCACUCUGCCGGGGUCCAGGAAAAGGUUGGUUAGGUAACAGGGGCUAUGGAAGCCCACUGGGACAAACCUCCUACAGUUGUCAACAUACACAUACAUACGUACACACACAGAAACACAUACCUACUGUAAGAAAUGACAAGCUUGGCGUGGGAUUUUAGUGGAAACAUAUUAGGCUUGUCACAAUAUUCUCAGUCAUACUAUAAGUACUACAGGGGCAAAUAUUUUAUAGUACUCUUUUCAUGGAUUUCACGUUAUAGCAUAAUAAUCAAACUUCUAUCAAGAUAUUCACUUGCUACAGUUUUAGUUGGAAGAUUCCAUGCAUAGUUUGUAAUGGUUUAAUGGAAGUCAUUUUUACUACAAAUAUCCUUGGGUGAGCAUACUAAGUAAAUCCUCGAGAUGUACAUAUUUGUUGUACAGAACAAAAAAGGCUUGACCCCACACACACACACACACACACACACACACACACACCACACAUCUACCCAAUAGCCGAGCUGCAAUUUACGCUGAAACACACAAUGCAACAGAGAAUAAAGAAUUUUAAAGUCUUAGUGAAAUAUCUAAGACUAAAAAUAUUUUUUUCCCUUAAACAGUGGAAACAAGUUUUGACAAUUCCGCUUAUUGUUUCAAGAUGGAUAUUCUUUGCAAUGUGAAUUCACAGCGCACACACACACACAGAGUAAUCACCUGUUGACACCCAUCAUUCCACACACACACACACA
Molecule: messenger RNA, 3988 nt
Organism: Etheostoma spectabile (orangethroat darter)
Lineage: Eukaryota; Metazoa; Chordata; Actinopteri; Perciformes; Percidae
Product: substance-P receptor
Exons: 3
Coding region: 44-688 (214 amino acids)
Biological process (GO): G protein-coupled receptor signaling pathway; positive regulation of flagellated sperm motility
Cellular component (GO): sperm midpiece; plasma membrane
Molecular function (GO): substance P receptor activity
Source: RefSeq, a predicted model, not a curated record